This is a messenger RNA of Lactuca sativa (garden lettuce), 1068 nucleotides long. NCBI's taxonomy places the organism in Eukaryota, Viridiplantae, Streptophyta, Magnoliopsida, Asterales, Asteraceae. The record is from RefSeq and is a predicted model, not a curated record.
GAGAGAGCUAGGUUCAGGUAUUUAAAGUAAUUAUUGUGUUAUUGUAUGCAUAAAUGUGGACCAAUCAAAAUUUAAAAUAAAAAUAAAUAAUUAAAUUAAUAAAUAAGGGUAAAUAGGUAAUUUGAUAAUUAGUUUCCACAAAUAAUAUCCUAUAAUUAUGGUAACUUGAUAUUAAUCACAUAUAUUUAUAGAUGAUAAUUUCAUGGUGUCAAUUUUCCAAUUAACUUCUACCCAGAGCCAAGAUCAAAAUCCCGAUUUCUCGACAUCAACACAUCACUCAUCAGUUUCGUGACAUUUGUCGUCCGUCGAUACUCGAUUGCCUGUCCGUCUUCACCGAAUCACCGUCUUUGGUCGUCUUCACCAUCUCCGGUCGUCUUCCUCGUCUCUGUCUGCCGAGUGCCGAGUGCCGACCUGUUGCUGCCUCCGAUCAAGCCUCACCGACCCUCCUAUCUUGACAAAAAAGCAAGCCUAAGAAGCCCCUGCACCAUGUCGAUCUCGGCUACACCCAUUCCGACCACAAACAGCCCCACCUAAGAACCCAUGUACGGUGUAAAAUUAGGUUACAAAUCAGCGACUCUGAUUUUGUUUAUUUACAUACUGCGGCUAGCAAGGGAGGCUAUGAGUGGGCUUUUCCCGCUAACUCCUGCAAUGUGGCAGCAAUGGGCAAAUGACGAAAUUUCUCUCACCCUGUCUUCUGGGUAGGCUAUUGUUAUGGUUGGAGUGUUGGGUAUUUAUGGUUUGAUUAUCGUUGUGAUUAUCAGUACUGGAAUUAACCCUAAGGUUAAAUCCUAUUACCUUUUCGAUGGAUAUGCUCAUCUUUCCUCCGGUCUUGCUUGUGGCCUUGCUGGUCUUUCUGCUGGUAUAGCUAUCAGAAUCGUCGGUGAUGCUGGUGUUAGAGCCAAUGCACAACAACCAAAACUAUUUGUUGGGAUGAUCCUCAUCCUCAUUUUUGCUGAAGCUCUUGCCUUAUAUGGUCUCACUGUUGGCAUCAUUAUUUCUUCUCGUGCUGGUCAAUCCAUAGCAAAUUAGAAGGUAUUCAUUCUUUCUGAUUUAACACUUCAUUUAUGU